GAAAACGCAACCAUUUGCCACUCUGGUUAAAGCUCUGGGUAACAGAUGAUCUGAUUUAAAAGGAAUCAACGCAAGAACCUGCUUAUUCCUGAGAGAAGAUUGUUGUUGGCAUGAUUAAGUGAAGAAACAACUGCACCAUGGCUCUGAAUGCAACUCGGCUGGAUAAUGUAACCCUGGGGAUGUUCACUAACAGUACAGUGAGCUACACCCUUUCUGCUGUCUACAUUAUUGUGUUCUGCAUCAACUUACCAGGCAAUGGGUUCUCCCUCUGGCUGCUUUUGUUCCAUACUAAACCCAAGACGCCUUCCAUUAUUUUUAUGAUAAACCUCACCGUCACUGACCUGGCACUCUGCAUGUUCUUACCUUUCCAGAUUGCCUAUCAUAUCAAUGGCUAUGACUGGAUCUUUGGGGAGACCCUCUGCAGUUUGGUGUCUGUCAUGUUCUAUUCCAACAUGUACUGCUCCAUCUUGACCAUGACUACCAUCAGUGUAGAGCGCUACUUUGGAGUGGUGCACCCAAUGCGUUUUGACUGCAGGAGAACCCGAUAUGCAUUAGCAACCUGCUUGGGAAUGUGGGGCAUUGUUUUGCUUGUAUUGUACCCUUUGGUGAGCACAGACUUGACAUAUCGGGUUAAGGAGCUCAACAUUACAACCUGUUUUGAUGUCCUCAAAAAAGACAUGCUCCCAUCGAUGGGGGCAUGGGCAGCAUUUCUGUUUACGCUGUUCGGCGUCCUGUUCCUGAUUCCGUUCCUUUUAACAGUUUUCUGCUACACUAGGAUCAUCCUGAAGCUUGUCAAAACCAGCAAGUAUGGCAGUGCACAGAAGAAAAGAGCCGUCUAUCUGGCUGCCAUGGUGCUUUUUGUAUUUAUUUCCUGCUUUGCACCAAAUAACCUCAUUCUUCUUGCCCAUAUGAUUGGCAAGCUUUUUUACAACAAGUCUUACUACCCGGCUUAUAAGCUGACUCUCUCCCUUAGCUGCUUGAACAGUUGCCUGGAUCCCUUUAUUUACUAUUUUGCUUCCAAAGAAUUUCGGAGAAAGUUUCGGCAUUUAUUGAGUAUGCAAGCAAACAACAGCAAUACCAACACAGUGCACUUCAGAAAAGAGAGCUUUUUGUCAGCUGCAUCUUUGUCACAAGGGCAGGCAGAUGAUGAAGUGGAUCUGAGGUCAUCAAUUUAUAAGAGGAAAGCAAGUUUUUUUUAGAAGCCUCUGAGUUACAUGCCCUUACCUUGAACUUCCAAACCUACUCACUCAGAAAUAUUGAGGAAGAACAAAACAUUGUGCACAAGAAGCUAAAUAAAAUCUUGGACUAGGCCAUAACGAAACACGUUGAGGCCCCCAUAUUAACAUUGUCUGUAAAUCGCAUCACAAACAAUAUCACAGCAGUGACCUUAGAUAGUCGACUGAGCAACCAUCAUGCUUUCAGUGUUCAGCUGUUUUCAGAUGUUUUUAUUGCACCAAGACAAUUUCAUGCAUCAACUGAAUUAAAGAACAAAGCAUUACGAAAGUAUGUCUAGUUAUAGUAUUGAAUGUUUAAACAUGUGUGCAAAUGUUUAUUAAAACUGCACCUCCAUGUUUCUAAAAAUGUUUUGCAAGGGAACAUGAAAACUUUUAAAAAUGAUUAUACUUUGAAGCAGUUUUGAGAAAUAAUGCAUUACCUCUAAUACAUUACUGUAAUUUGUUUCCUUUUUCAGAUAAGUAACGAAAUGUGGUAACGGAUUACAAUUUAUGUAAAAAACAAUAACGUAGUUACCUUUAGUUAGUAUUGCGUAACAUGUCAAAUAUUGUCAGAGCAAUCCAAUUAGAUUUUUUUUUUAUGUGCUUUAUCUGCUGUAAAUAGUGGUGUGUGUGUGUGUGUGUGUGUGUGUGUGUGUGUGUUAGGUUGGCAGGGAUGGGUUUAAAUCUGUCCCUGCCAACAAUCAAGGGUGUGGACAUUCCCCAGUUCGGUAAUUGAUGCUAAUUGGGGAGUGGCCACAUGUAUAAAGGAAGCAAAACCCUUUGUUUUAGGGCGGAGGGCGGAGGGCAGAGGAUUUUUGUAUUGUGCAGCAAUGUGGUAGUGAAGGUUAAUGCCCAGCCUAGUCAUAGUUUUUUUUAUUUAUUUUUUUUUAUUUUAUUUUGGCCCCCGUACCGUGUUUACUUUGUUCAUGUGUUUUGUGUUGUUUUGUUAAUAAACAUGCUCAACCUUGGUCUAAUUCCUGCCAGCAGAAGCAUUCAAUGGGGUUACUAUUUUAUGAUAAUAUCUAUUUUAAAAACAGGAACUGUGGAGUUUUUUUAAAUGUUUUAGCAAAGUGCUGUUCCUGUUGGCAAUGCUCCAUUAACUGUCUUUUCUUUAACAUCGCAAUGGCUUAAAGUGCUGAAUGCUGUCACUUUCAUGUUUAACUGCAUACAAAUGUAAUUGGAUAUUUUUCAGAAUCAGUAAAAAAUGUUUUUAAAAAGCUGUCAAAAAAUUGUAAAUUUUUCUUGUACACACCGAUGCUUAAAUCAUAAUCAUAGUUUUGUCAUAUACCAUGCUGUUAAUGUCUGUGUUAUACCAAGGACAUAUUUCUCAACUCCAGCCCUAACUCUGCCUAACCAAGCUUACCACAGAUUUAU
Messenger RNA from Polyodon spathula (Mississippi paddlefish), 2588 nucleotides. RefSeq names its product P2Y purinoceptor 8-like. The transcript is spliced from 3 exons. Gene Ontology annotation, cellular component: membrane. The coding region runs from base 138 to 1199 and encodes 353 amino acids. Gene Ontology annotation, molecular function: G protein-coupled purinergic nucleotide receptor activity. The record is from RefSeq and is a predicted model, not a curated record. Gene Ontology annotation, biological process: positive regulation of Rho protein signal transduction; phospholipase C-activating G protein-coupled receptor signaling pathway. Lineage: Eukaryota; Metazoa; Chordata; Actinopteri; Acipenseriformes; Polyodontidae.